This is a messenger RNA of Tachyglossus aculeatus (Australian echidna), 963 nucleotides long. RefSeq names its product dehydrogenase/reductase 9 (gene DHRS9). The coding region runs from base 1 to 963 and encodes 320 amino acids. The record is from RefSeq and is a predicted model, not a curated record. The transcript has 4 exons. NCBI's taxonomy places the organism in Eukaryota, Metazoa, Chordata, Mammalia, Monotremata, Tachyglossidae.
AUGUUCAUCUGGGCAUUAGUCUUCUUCCUCAUCAUAUGCUCCCUGGUGUGGAGUUGCAAAGGACGUCUAAAGGUUGAAGGCGUCACCGAUAAAUACGUUUUCAUCACUGGGUGUGAUACGGGAUUUGGAAAUCUGGCAGCUAAAACAUUUGAUAAAAAAGGAUUUCGUGUUCUUGCUGCCUGCCUGACUGAAACAGGAUCAGCAGUGCUAAAAGAAGAAACAUCAGAGAGGCUUCAGACAGUACUCCUGGAUGUCACAGACUCGGACAGUGUCAAGAAGACAGCCCAGUGGGUUAGAGCUGAAGUUGGGGAGAAAGGCCUGUGGGGUCUGAUCAACAAUGCUGGCAUUCUUGGAGUUCUUGCCCCAACCGACUGGCUGACACUGGAACACUUCAGAGAACCAGUCGAAGUGAACCUCUUUGGCCUCAUCGACGUGACUUUGAACAUGCUUCCCUUGGUCAAGAAGGCCCGAGGGAGGGUCGUCAACAUCUCCAGCGUUGGAGGCCGGCUAGCUUUCGCUGGAGGAGGCUAUGCCCCUUCCAAGUAUGCGGUAGAAGGAUUCACCGAUAGUCUAAGGCGGGACAUGAAAGCAUUUGGUGUGAAGGUUUCAUGCAUUGAACCUGGAUUGUUCAAAACGGGACUGAGUGAUCCAGUCAAGGACACAGAAAAAAAACUGGCCAUUUGGAAUCAACUGUCCCCAGAUGUCAAACAACAGUACGGGGAAGGAUACAUAGAAAAGUCCCUGGCCAAAAGAGGGCCCAAUAAGCCUUUUCAGAACAUGGACCUCUCCCUGGUGGUGCAGUGUAUGGAACAUGCCCUGACGAGCCUCUUUCCUCAGUCCCGCUACAUCGUGGGCCUCGACGCCAAGGCCUUUUGGAUCCCUCUGUCUCACAUGCCAACAGUUUUGCAAGACUUUUUGCUGCAGAAAGAGAAAGUGCAGCUCGCUGAUCCAACAGCCGUCUGA